ACUUUCAUAUGGUAACAAAGCAUUUAACGCGUUCCUGUAUAAUUCUGAACUAAAAUCUCCUGAGAGCAAGUUUGUAGAAUUUUGCUGCAAUUCGUGGGAAAUAUUCGAUGCUAAUUCAUAAUCAUUCAUAACCGAAGACCAAGUACAUGAGAGGAAGAGGUUCCAGAGAAGACAGUGUCAACCUCCCGCCACGAAUUCAUAUUAGCGGUGAUGAAAUCGAGAUGGUAGACGAGUUCGUGUAUCUGGGCUCACUGAUGACUGCUGACAACGACACCAGCAGAGAAAUUCGUCGACGCCUUAUGGCAGGAAAUCGUGCCUUCUUUGGACUCCGGAGGACGCUCCGCUCGAAUAAAAUCCGCCGCCGCACGAAGUUAACCAUCUACAAAACACUGAUCAGACCGGUAGUCCUCUACGGCCACGAAACCUGGACUAUGCUCGUGGAGGACCAACGCGCCCUUGGGGUUUUCGAACGAAUGGUGUUGCGUACCAUCUGUGAUGGAGUGAAGAUGGAAGAUGGAUUAUGGUGGAGGCGGAUGAACCACGAGUUGCAUAAGCUGCUGGGUGAACCACUCAUCGUUCAAACGGCGAAAAUCGGGAGACUACGGUGGGCUGGGCAUGUCGUUAGGAUGUCGGACGACAACCCGGUGAAAAUGGUUCUUGAUAACAACCCGACUGGAACAAAGCGACGGGGCGCGCAGCGAGCAAGGUGGCUCGAUCAAGUGGAAGACGACCUGCGGGGCCUCCGCAGACGACAUGGCUGGCGAGCUGCAGCCAUGGACCGAGUUGAAUGGAGACGACUUCUUCGAACAGCAAGGGACACUUCGGCCUGGAGCUGACUGGUAAGCAACCCCGCCGGCACAGGAAAAAAUGGGGGCGCAGCGUACAUGAUGGAAUGAGACUUCG
Wyeomyia smithii (pitcher-plant mosquito) is the source of this 903-nucleotide messenger RNA. RefSeq lists its product as uncharacterized. The transcript has 2 exons. The record is from RefSeq and is a predicted model, not a curated record. Lineage: Eukaryota; Metazoa; Arthropoda; Insecta; Diptera; Culicidae. Bases 147 to 836 code for a protein of 229 amino acids.